GUUCUGGAUGCCGUCAGUCUGGAGGAGCGGUUCCGGAAGGCCCUGCCCAUGCUGACCCGUCAGAUCGAAGGACUCAAGCUGCUGCAGAGGAGCAGGAAGCUGAGUCCAGAUCACCAGAAGAGGGUUCUGUCGGUCCGUAAAGGUGGUGUGUUCCCCGGACGACAGUUUAACCUGGAGGAGGAAGAGGAGGAGGAGGAUGGAGACGACACGGCAGCUUUGGAGAGGAAGAUCCACAGAGCCGACAUGCCUGAAGGUGCCCUCCGAGUCUGUCUGAAGGAACUCAAGAGGUUGAAGAAGAUGCCUCAGUCGAUGCCUGAAUUCGCUCUGACCAGGAACUAUUUGGACCUGAUGGUGGAGCUGCCGUGGAACAGAAGCACUAAAGACUGCCUGGACAUCCGAGCAGCGAGGACACAGUUGGACAACGAUCACUACGCCAUGGACAAGCUGAAGAGACGUGUGCUGGAGUACCUGGCUGUGAGACAGCUGAAGACCUCACUGAAGGGUCCCAUCCUGUGCUUCGUCGGACCACCAGGAGUCGGGAAGACGAGCGUGGGCCGCUCCAUCGCCCGGACUCUGGGCAGAGAGUUUCACCGGAUCGCCCUGGGGGGCGUCUGUGACCAGUCUGACAUCAGGGGCCACAGGCGGACCUAUGUUGGCAGCAUGCCCGGUCGGAUCAUCAACGGUCUGAAGACGGUGGGGGUCCGUAACCCGGUCUUCCUGCUGGACGAGGUGGACAAGCUGGGGAAGAGUCUUCAGGGUGACCCUGCAGCCGCUCUGCUGGAGGUCCUGGACCCGGAGCAGAACCACAGCUUCACAGACCACUACCUGAACGUGGCCUUUGACCUGUCCCAGGUGCUCUUCAUCGCCACAGCAAACACCACAGCCACCAUACCCCCGGCUCUGCUGGACCGCAUGGAGGUGCUGCAGGUUCCAGGGUACACGCAGGAGGAGAAGGUGGAGAUCGCUCACCGUCACCUGAUCCCCAACCAGCUGGACCAGCACGGUCUGACCCUGCAGCAGCUGCUCAUCCCUCAGGACUCCACCAAGGACAUCAUCAGCAGGUACACUCGGGAGGCGGGCGUGCGCUCGCUGGAGAGGAAGAUCGGAGCGAUCUGUCGAGCCGUGGCCGUGAGGGUCGCUGAAGGUCAGGGGGUGGAGCCUGUGAGAGGGGAGGCGUGUCCUGCGCAGGAAGAUAAGGCGGCGCCGCCUGAACUUCCUGUCGUCGUGGAUCACGUCGCCCUGAAAGACAUCCUGGGACCGCCCCCUUUUGAAAUGGAGGUGUCAGAGAGGCUCACUCUGCCAGGUGUGGCUCUGGGUCUGGCCUGGACCCCUCUCGGGGGGGAGAUCAUGUUUGUUGAGGCCAGUCGUACGGAGGGGGAGGGUCAGCUGACUCUGACAGGUCAGCUGGGUGAUGUCAUGAAGGAGUCAGCUCACCUGGCCAUCAGCUGGCUGCGAGCCAACGCCAAGACCUACGACCUGACCAAUGUGAUGGGCGGUUCUGAUCCGCUGGACGGGACGGACAUCCACCUCCACUUCCCCGCCGGCGCCGUCACCAAGGACGGCCCCUCUGCGGGGGUUACCAUAGUAACGUGCCUGGCCUCUCUGUUCAGUGGUCGCUUGGUCCGAUCAGACGUGGCCAUGACAGGAGAGAUCACGCUGAGAGGCCUGGUUCUGCCGGUGGGCGGGAUCAAAGACAAGGUUCUGGCAGCCCAUCGAGCCGGAGUUAAACGGGUCAUCUUACCCAAACGCAACGAGAAGGACCUGGAGGAGCUGCCUGCUGACGUCAGAGCCCACCUGGACCUGGUUCUGACCAGAACCCUGGAGGAGGUCCUGAACGCCUCGUUUGACGGGGGCUUUCCAGGGACCAGGGGGAGGACAGCGGACCCCCAGCUCAGCAGCAAACUGUGACCGAGCAUCAGCAGAUCUCUUCAUGACCCGGUUCUGAUCCGGCUGCCUGACCUUUAGUUUUAGUCUUUAAUCUGCUCGACUGAUUCCUGAAAGUUCACCUGACCUGGUUUAACCUCCUGUAGGACCCAUCGUUAUCAGAUAAUUAAUGAUCAGUUACAGAUAACUAAUGAUCAGUUACAGGAUUUAACUGUUAAUAACAACUGAUUAUUAAUAACUGAUUGUUAACAGUUUAUCAGUUGUUAUUAAUCAGUUUAUUAAUCAGUUAUUAAUAAGUUUAUUUAUUAAUAAUAAACUGAUUAUUAACAGAUUAUUAUUAAUCAGUUUAUUACUCAGUUGUGUUAACAGUCAAUUGUAAUUAAUAAUCAGUUUGUUAAUAAUCUGUUAAUAAUCAGUUAAUAACAACCAGUUGUAUUAACUGUAAUCAGUUGUAACGAUGAACAUGAAGGAUAUCAGUGAUGUCAUCACGUCUUUGUUCUCAUUUUAUUCUGAUAAAGUGAAUAAAGUAAAGUUUUAUAACUCAGCAGUUGAACAGAUCCAUAAAAUAACUAAAGGUUUAAAUUUAAACGACAGGAAGUUAAACUGGUAGUAACCUGCUGACAGGAUGUUUACUGUGGUGGGAUGGAACUAAGUACAACUACUUUGUUGCUGUACUUAAAGUACAUUUUUCAUGUAUCUGUACUUUAAGUAGAUUUCAUCAUGGGUACUUUUGACUUUUAAUACACAUUUCUGUAAUGUGUUAAAUUAUAAAUUAGUGACAUUAUGGGCUGUUUGUUGGUUUAAAAGAUGUCAGUGGUGAACGGUAACUGAUCCAUUGAACCAAAGCAGAUUCUUCAUCACCUGCUGGAUCAUCAUCAUCAUCAUCAUCAUCAUCAUCAGGCCCACGGGGGACUCGUCCACACAGGACAUGAAAAAGUGAACUGGUUCAGAACGACUUGUUGAGCUUUGAUAAAGACGUUUGUGGUGAAUUUACAACUUGUGUAGUUGUUGUCACAACCUGUGAUGAGCAGAGGGUAAACACACAAACAUGAAGUAUCUUUGUUCACUGAAAUGACAUCAUUGUAUUAAAAUACACAGGAGGCACGCUGCAUACUGUAGAGCAGUGGUGAAUACAUCAAGUACUUUACUUUUAAGUAUUUUUAAAAGCAAGUACUUACAAGUAAAAAAUGUUAAGCUUUACUUUUACUAGAGUACAUUCUUCUGUUUAUCUGUACUUUUAAUGAAGUACAGUGUUACAGUACUUUCUCCACCACUGAGUAUUUAUACAGCCUGUCUUUAACGAUUCUCUGGAAUUAAACAGUAUCUUACCUGCUGCA
This is a messenger RNA of Austrofundulus limnaeus, 3221 nucleotides long. RefSeq names its product lon peptidase 2, peroxisomal (gene lonp2). Gene Ontology annotation, biological process: protein quality control for misfolded or incompletely synthesized proteins; protein catabolic process. Gene Ontology annotation, molecular function: ATP hydrolysis activity; ATP-dependent peptidase activity; serine-type endopeptidase activity. Lineage: Eukaryota; Metazoa; Chordata; Actinopteri; Cyprinodontiformes; Rivulidae. The record is from RefSeq and is a predicted model, not a curated record.